AACUCCAUCGGAACCAAAGCCUCUCUAAACCAUACAAACAACAACAAUAGUGAAAUGCUGAUGCUCUUUUCAAUGCACGUUACGGCAUCAAUGGAAGCGCCCGAAUGUUUUCGAUCGGCCUGGGUUGUGUUCCUCCUGUCAGCUGGUUUGGUCGGCAAAAGGGUGUAGGGCGUGUAGGGCUAUAAAUUGAUACCAAAACAUUGCGUUAAACAACUGCUACGGACCUGUCAGACGUGUCACCAUCCGAGCAACCGAGCCCGGCUGUCAAGCCCCGGCUCUAUUGCAUCCGAUGACGAAAACGGUGUUUAUCGCAUCAGCAAACCGGAAAAUAAGGGCAAUUGCAUCUUGUUUUGCGAGAGUGAGCGUGCAUUGCGAAACUGGCCAGGUCUCUACUGGUUCCCAUUCGAUCAUCAGUUGUCCAGUGGCGGUGAGAAAAUAGCAGUGUUUUGUGGCAUUCCAUCAAUCAAACGAGAGAGAGAAAGAGACAUGAAUCAGUGGAUAAAGGAGGAGCUGUCGAAAUGUCUGCACUUCGACAUACCGGACGACCUGAUCGCCUACAUCCACACCAUCCAGAAUGCGCACGAGAUUGAUGGCUACUUCCGGACGCUGCUCGAUUACAACAAUCCACAGCAUACGGCCUUCAUCCGUGAGCUGAAGGUGCGGCUCGGCCACGACACACCCGACGGGCUGCCGGUGAUGAAGCCCCUCACCACCGGCAAAUCGGCCGGCAAGAGCAAACAACAACCAUCCGCCUCGUCCUCAAAGCAGCAGCAGCAGCAGCAAACGAAACCAUCCAAAGCGAACCCGCCAACGUCCGGUGCGUCCAGCUCGAAACCUACGCCCACGGCCCCGGAAGCUUCGGGUGGCGGCUGCGGCGGCAGUAAGAAGAAAACCAAGUACGUCAACCUGUACGGGCAGGACGGGGAGCUGGCGGACGUGGUGCUGCUCAAGGGGCGCCAUCACUGCGAUUGCCAGGCGGGGAAGCACCGGCUGGUGAACAACUGUCUGCACUGCGGCCGGAUCGUGUGCGAGCAGGAGGGCAGCGGGCCGUGCCUGUUCUGCGGCAGCCUGGUCUGCACCGAGCACGAGCAGCGGCUGAUCGAGAGCGCGUCGCGCAAGGGCGACAGCCUGCGCCGCACGCUGAUGGAGCAGAACCGGCCGGCCGGCUGGGAGGAGGCGCUCGCCACCCGCAACCGGCUGCUGGAGUACGACCGGAACAGCGAGAAGCGCACGACGGUGAUCGACGACGAGGCGGACUACUUCAAGACGCACUCGGUGUGGCUGUCGGACGCGGAGCGCAAAAAGCUGGAGCAGCUGGAGGAGGAGCUGCGCGAGAAGCGGCACGCGAGCCGGCUCGCCCGGAAGGUGACGCUCGACUUUGCCGGUCGCCGGGUGCUGGACGAGGCGGCCCUGUCGACCGAGGACGUGGAGGAGAUACUGCGGCAGGCGUCUUUGGUCGAGGCGCCGGUCAGUGGGGGUGGGCGGGGCAAGGAGAACGUGCAACCGCCCGGGCAGCAUCCGACUGGUCCGGAUAGUGAGGACGUGCAUCCGACCCUCAGUGGUCCUGCACCGACGUUCGUGGACGUUAAUGCAGGCGCACCGGCAGCAGGGCGGCCGGCCAUCAGCACCACCGGGUACGAUGGCGUGUACAGCCGCGUGCAAGAUAAAGAGUUCCUGCAGAUGUCAGACCUGCGCCACUGCCUGUCGAUGCACCAGCCGUGGGCGUCACUGCUCGUCGCCGGCAUCAAGCGGCACGAGGGCCGCACCUGGUACUCGUCGCACCGCGGCCGGCUCUGGAUCGCGGCGACGGCAAAACCGGCCGACCCGGAAACGGUCCGCGAGCUGGAGUGCUUCUACCGCACGCUGUACGGCGACGGGGCAGAACUCCAGUUCCCCACCCAGUAUCCGGCCGGCUGCCUGCUCGGCUGCGUCUCGGUGCAGGACUGUCUGCCGCAGGAGGAGUACCGGAAGCAGCACCCGAACGGCGAAUCGGACAGCCCGUUCGUGUUUGUGUGCGAGGAGCCGCAGGAGCUGCCGAUACGCUUUCCGGUCCGGGGGGACCACAAAAUCUACAUGCUGGAUACGGGCAUACACCAGGCGGCGGUCAAAGCGUUGCAGCGGUUAGCGAAGCAAAACAAGCUGGCCGACUGAAGCACGCGUCCUACUCCAGUCGGAUACGAUUCGGCAUUGAUUAUGUAUAACAGGGAGAAUUGCUAAAUAAAACAUCGCAUCGCAAAUAA
Molecule: messenger RNA, 2240 nt
Organism: Anopheles coluzzii
Lineage: Eukaryota; Metazoa; Arthropoda; Insecta; Diptera; Culicidae
Product: activating signal cointegrator 1
Exons: 4
Coding region: 487-2151 (554 amino acids)
Biological process (GO): positive regulation of DNA-templated transcription
Cellular component (GO): nucleus
Molecular function (GO): zinc ion binding; transcription coactivator activity
Source: RefSeq, a predicted model, not a curated record